Molecule: messenger RNA, 4451 nt
Organism: Cuscuta europaea
Lineage: Eukaryota; Viridiplantae; Streptophyta; Magnoliopsida; Solanales; Convolvulaceae
Source: the annotation of a GenBank genome assembly
CCGCCAUUUCAAAAAAUUCCUGCUCCUUAUUUCAAUAUGUUCCCGCUAAAACUACUUCCCCCAAUCUGGGUAAAAAGACCUACUCACUCGCCUGCGGCCUGCAGUGUUCUUCCUCGAGUCACCGGAACAGAGUACUCCGCCGCAUCUAAUAAUUCCCGAUUAUGAUGAAAGCGAAGAACCGAAAAGCAGACCAGGAUAUGAAGUCGACGGCAAAUCCUAACCUCACACCCGCCAAAACUGUCAUUCACAUCGGCGGUAUUCCGGUGGAGUUUCCCUUCCACCCGUAUGGCACGCAGCUGGCAUUUAUGAAUAGGGUUAUUUCGACCCUUGAUCGCGCGCAAAGGGAUGGCCGGUCACACGCGCUGCUCGAGUCUCCUACCGGUACCGGAAAGUCGCUUUCCCUUCUCUGCUCUGCACUAGCUUGGCAGCAGAACUUCAAGUCAAAGAUCCGUUUUUCCAAUCUCAGCCACUCAAAACCCGACCCGGAGGCCCUAUCUGAUCCCAUUGGUCAUGGUGGUGGAUUUAUUCCGGAAACAGAACCCUCAGGAAACCCAGAACCAGCACCAUCAGUCACGGCAGCUGGAAAUAAUCGGAAGACAGCUGCAGUUGGGAAGAACGGGAAGAAGAAGUUGGCGCCCACUAUUUUUUAUGCCACGAGGACCCAUUCACAAAUUUCUCAAGUAAUCAGAGAGUAUAGGAAGACGUCUUAUCGGGUCCCAAUGGCUGUGCUUGCAUCACGAAAACAUUACUGUACAAAUAUGAAUGUACGUGGGAUGGAAAAUGUUGAUGAACUAUGUAAGUCAUUGCUAAAAGGAAAUGAUGCAAGCUGCUAUGAAUUCAAAAAUGCUCAUAAGGUCAAAGGUCAUCCAUCUCUCCAGAAAGGAGCUUGCCAUGAGGCUCAUGAUAUCGAAGAUCUUGUCAAAGUUGGACAAGUUGUUAGAGGAUGUUCGUACUUCGCAGCACUUUCUAUGGCUGAUGACGCGGAGCUAGUUUUCUGCCCAUACAGCUAUAUCAUUAACCCAGUUAUUCGGAAAGCCAUGGAUGUGGAUAUCAAUGGGGCAAUCAUUAUUUUUGAUGAAGCCCACAAUAUAGAAGAUAUCUCCCGAGAUGCUGGUAGCAUAGAUGUAGAGGAAGACGUCUUUCUUCAAUUGUUGACCGAGCUGGAGCAACUUGCACUUAACGAUGCGAUGACUUACCAACCAUUGAUAGAAAUGGUGCAGGAUAUUAUUAAUUGGAUUGACAGAAGGAAAAACAGCCUAGGAAGGCAUGACUUUCAACACUACUUUUCAGGUUGGACUGGUGAUAAAGCUUUAAAGGAGUUAGAAGAAGCAAAUGUGUCAAGACAGUGCUUCCCAAUAUUACGAGAGUGCGCUACAAAGGCAAUCAGACUGUCUUCUGAUACAGAGUCUGAUGUACCUCAACUGACCGGAAAAGCAGCAGCUGUUCUGGAAGGGUUGUUUUCUUCACUUAGUUACUUCUUCUCAGAGGAUGGGGCUCAUGUAUGUGAUUUUCAGCUAGUAUUGCAGCGUCAUAUUAAAAGGGUUGCUGGAAGUGCUGUUAAUGGUUGGACUCACACAUUUAGCUUAUGGUGCUUGAAUCCAGCUGUUGUCUUCAAAAAAGUGGCUGAUCUUUCUCUAUCUGUUAUUCUUACAUCAGGGACUUUGUCACCCAUGAACUCCUUUACAUCUGAACUUGGUGUUCCUUUUAAUACUUCACUGGAAGCUCCACAUGUUAUAGACACUGAGUCACAGUUAUGGGCUGCUGUAAUCUCCAGAGGCCCUAGAAACUAUCCACUGAAUGCAAGUUAUAAAACAGCAGAUUCAUAUGCCUUCCAGGACUCACUUGGUACAUCUAUAGAAGAAAUAUGCAAGGUUGUUCCAGGUGGCUGUCUUAUAUUUUUCCCUAGCUAUAAACUGAUGGAGAAAUUAAGAAGUCGCUGGCAGGAAACAGGCCAAUGGGCUCGCGUUAAUGCUAGAAAACCGCUUUUUGUUGAGCCACGAGGAAGCCAGGAAGAGUUUGAAUCCGUUUUGAAAGGUUAUUAUAAAUCAAUUCACCAAGGAAGUAAACCAGGCUUGGGAAGAAAGAAAGUCAGAAAUUCUGGCAAGAUUUUAGCAAGAUCUUCUGAAGAUUACAAGAAAGAAGCAGCUUUUCUUGCAGUCUGCAGAGGAAAGGUUUCUGAAGGUAUUGAUUUCUCCGAUGACAUGGCUAGAGUGGUUAUAGUUGUUGGGGUCCCCUUUCCAAACAUAAAUGAUAUUCAAGUUGCUCAGAAGAAGAAAUUCAAUGAUACAUACAAGCUGUCCAAAAGCCUUCUUAGUGGAAGUGAUUGGUACUGCCAGCAAGCAUUCCGAGCUGUUAAUCAGGCUACAGGCCGCUGUAUUCGACAUAAAUUUGAUUAUGGAGCUAUCAUUUUUUUAGAUGAGCGCUUUUGUGAGGCAAGAAAUAGGGGAUACAUUUCAAAGUGGCUGCGGAAUUCAAUUAAAGAAUACGAAUGCUUUGAGGAUUCAUUGGAUGGGUUGAAAUCCUUUUUCAGAGAUGUGAAGGAACAUAUUGGGAAACUGACAGAUGCCACACAAAGCUCUGUUGCUAAUCUCGAGGUUACACCUUGUUCAAGUAAGAGCCAGAUAUCUGCGAAAAGCAAUCAGAUAUCAAAUGUUUCAACUUUGCCAAGGGAAGAUGCUGAAGAAAGUGUUGCAAAAAGAAAUCAGGAACCACCUGGCCUACCCAAACCCUUGAAGAUGCUCUCAAUAUGUGAUUCACCUUAUAAUGGAGUGAGCCCUGAUAUUCAGGGCUAUAGGUCUACAAACAAAAAUAACUCUAAAGACAACAAAACUUAUAUUGAUUUAGAAUGUGAUUCUCCAAAUGGCCCCAGGUGUUAUGGAGAAGCAUUGAUGGCAGCUUACAUUAGUGACCCAGAAGAAUCAGCUUUUGGAAAGGAAACUCCUAGUAUCAGUGGCACUCUUCAUUCUACCUCCCCCCAAUCAUUCUCUAUUGAAUAUUCCAAUUCAACAGUAAUUCAAGCAUCUGUUGAACAUUUAAACAACUUGACAUGUGAUAGUAUGACCAUACAUGAUCCAAAGAUGAGCCCUGAAUCAAAAUGUUAUAUGGUCACACCUUGUGCAGCACGUAAUGGUAUAACUCCUGAUGUAGAAAGUAUAAACUCCCAUGCAGAAAAAAGGAGAAAACACUUCGAUUUAUCCUCUGUUAGCCACCUCAAUGUAGAGAAACUUGAUUCUACAGUCGCUACCACUCCUGUCAAUGAUUACACCCAGCCACGCUUAAGGGAGACCAAAGGUGAAAACAUGGGCACCUAUUGUGAUUCCUUGGUCAAUACAUCAUAUAACUAUGGGUCUAAAUUUCCUAGGUCAGGAACCCUGAAUCAUUGUGAUAAAUUACAUGUGAAGUCUACCCUUGUUUUGGACAAUAGACUACAAAUUUUUUGCUCAAGCUGCACAAGUGCAUUGGGUCUUCCUGAGAACAACUUAAUAGUUCAUUGCUCAAUCACUUCAUCAACAAAGAUUCAUAUAAAAUCACUUUGGCAGAAGAAAUCAGACCUUGAUUUGGGAACAUCAAGCAUUCCUAUUUUGAUAACCGAUAUGGAAUCGAUUGAUCAUCGAAUCUACAAUAUAACUUGUGAAAGUGCUCCUUCUGAGGGGAUUUGGUGUAAAGAUGAUGGAUGUGUAUUCAAAGCUAUUUUCUGCCCAUUCUGUGUCAAACCAACCAAUCUUGGUGUACAGGUCAUGGCUGCUGAUGCAUCAAAUAUCCAAUUUCUUAACAAGAUACUAUUCUAUUCUGAUUCCCUCUUGAUAAAGGCCACUGAUUCAUCAAAACUGGAUUUGCCCCCAUGUCCCGGUGACUCUAGCACCAUUAAGAGUUUCUCUUCCACUCCUUAUAAGAGUUCAACAUGCUCUAGCGCCAGUCCCAAAGCUGACCCUGGUACUAUAGAAAGUUUCUCUUACACUCCAGAUGAAAAAAGAGCUACAGGAUGGAGGACUACUAAGUCAAAGAUGCGACUUCCAAAGAGAGAGCGGUUUUAAAUGCUUUCUACUUAGUAAUUACAAGAAUUGCUGUUGAGUCAAGCUCUUUCUACAAUCCUGCAUUUAGAAAGCUUCUUCCAGGCAAUUUAGGAAUGGAAUUUAAUGCACGUGUAUAGAAGGAUGCUAACCUGCUUUGGAAUCUUUGUGGAGAUUAACUGCUCUUGAGUCUUGCCAUACCAGCUUUCAAUUGAGCAGUAAGACAAAGAAUCUAAAGAUUCCUGCUUCCAGUGUCUUGGCUGAAAAAAGUCCGUUAAUCAAUUCUAUGGUAUUUUUAGCGCAGAGCUGUGGAAUUGUAAUUCAUUGCUGUUUCAUCUGUAUAGACGUAUAGUGUUUGCUCAGCUAAUCACUUGAAACCGAAAGUGAAGUUCAGUUGCCGCAGCCUUCAUUUAUUUAUUUAUUUUAUAUUCAUUUCCAUCU